AUGAAUGCUGCUGCGAAGGCUUCCGACGGCGAAGAAAGAAGUGAAUUGGAAUCCCUCCCAGUUUUGGUUGGCACUUCAUUCGGUGGGCUAGUUGGAAUGAACAUCGUUCCGGAAGGUGACAGCGCCAAUUGUUCUCGCUUUCGGUUGAUCGGCGCACAGCCCUGUGGGAGAGUUACCUGCGUUGGCAUAUCACCAGAAAAUACCGUACGCAAUGUGGGCCAGUCAGAAGAAUGGGAGCAACAAUCGCAGUGCAUGCUUGGCCUUGCUGGAGGCGCCGUUGCCUGGGUGAACAAGGGAGGUAUUAGAGCAAUCUGCCAGUGCUUAAAAUGGGGACAAUUGAAAGGAUGGCACAGUAGUUUUAGUGUUGGAGGACAUUUGUGCUGCAGCCGUCCCUUUGGUCGUACUUUGCGAUUUAGGGUAGCCACCAUACCAAUUAAAAUUCUUGUAGGCAACCAGUGUCUUGAAGCAUCACUUGCCGACUACCGAAAGGGCAAUGCAGAUACACCAACAGGAGCAGACGUGGUACAACGGGCCGUGUGGGCUGCCGUGUGCUCUAACGGUCAAGUAACUUUCCUCAUAGAGCCGCAGGAACAUGAAGUGGAAGCGACAACGAAUGGGAAUAAUGGCAGGAUAAAACUCACGUCUUCGGUGCAGCAAGGACGCCAGAGGUCGUCGGCUCCUGUUAACAUUCCAGAAGCUUGCGGUUGCUGGCUAGACCAGUGUCCACAGUCAUGGCAUAAACUCCAAGAGCAUGAAUCACGCACAACAGGGCACGGAAUGGCAGUCUUUGGAGUAUUUGCUCUUGGGUUCGUAACCACAGCGUUUGGCGGCACCCAAAAUGGCAUUGCUUUUUUCACGCCUCAGCUCGAGGGCACUAGGUCUUCCCCGAAUUCGCAGAUUUGUUACAGCAAACUCAGUGUAGCACCGCUUUGUCUCGCCAGUCGAGGCCCCCUAAUUGCGGUGGGCACAGCCUCUGGAGCAAUACUGUUGUUUCGCACAGAAGUGCUAAUCAGCACGUCCUGCACCUACUUUUCGGCAUUUGCUGCUGCUGCCACAGCUAGACCGUUGGCAUCUGUCCGUCCAGCGAGCUUUCCAAUCCAGAGGGUCCAAUUCCUAUGCAAAAACGGAGACAUUAGAGAAGAUGCAGAAGAAGCGGGACAGUUUCACAUAGAAAAAAGUUCUCUAUACUUGCUGGCUCUUGGAUUAGAUGGCUCACUACAUGAGGUGAAGCUGCAGAAUGAAAGUCUUCAGAGCACGCCGUCCCAUCUGCAGAAUGCCGAUGGGAAAACUAACUGCUACACAGCACCAGUCGUGCAGAGGGUCCCUGCAGCAGCUUCACCGCCCUUAAUCAUAUCCGCGGAUAACCACCAAUGCAGAAGCACGCCUCUUCUAGUUAUAGCACACGCCAAAGGAGGACCUACUACGGUGGUCACACUCUGGGAGUCAGGAAUAAUCCAGAUGUGGAUGCUCGCCGAAUCCGCAUCAAUAUCGGAUGUGGGCCAGGGAAUGCAAGCCAAUCCACGCAUGUGUCCUGUCACAUUGGAGUUAAGAUGCGUAUUAUCUUCCACAAGUUCACUUAGAGAUGCUGAUAAGAAUGUCGGCCUUCAUGGGGAUCCCGGAGAGAAGCACACCGCUCACACAAUGUCAAGGCAGAAAUCGCAUACUUUGGUGACACGCUUAAAAUCACUUGCUCCAGACGUGUACGCUCAACGCGAGGAUCUGAUAAAGAGAAAAAAAGAUAUCCAAGAGGAAUUGAAGGCGUUGGUCGACAGGGUGGCAGAGAAUACAGCAUGCCGUAGCGUAGAAACGGAAGCUGGACAAGUGGACGAAGAUGUACGGCUUUUAAUUAAGCACCAAUCCAAUACCAUUUUAAAAGAGAAAAAGCAGGAGCUGCUGGUUCUUCAGUAUGCAUUUGCUGCUUUCCAUCGGCAGUUGAUGGAACACCUAUACUCAAUAAUUGUCACUCCACCAAAGGAGCUCAGAGUUGCGGCUGAGAAACCCGGAGAUACUAUCACUACUCAGAACUACUUCAUACUUGAACAAAAGCCAACGGACAGGGCAAUAGCAAAAAAGUUCUUAUUUCUUCGGUACAGUAAGUGGCUAGUUACAUGGGGGUUUCUUGUUUGCGAACCUCUGGCUGGUGUUCUCCUGUUAAUUCCUUUUGGCACUUGUUUGUAUGAUGUUGAGAACGAAAGUCCUGCUGCACCCGGUCCGGUCACACAGGCAUCACCAUAUGCGAGAGGAUAUAAUGUGGCGAAUCACCGGUCUGCAAUCUACUUGGACGAACCCUUGAAAAGCCUCACAAAUAUGCUGCAAAACCCGUCUCUACUUACAGCUAAUUCUGCUCGUCGGAGUCAAUUUUGGAUAUUACGCGAGGUGUCGGCUGAGGUAGGUAAAAAACAAAGAGCCAUAAAAGCUAGUGGUAGAUGCAUGUGGCAAACCGUUUGUAGCUGCAGCUUUCGCCACACUGCUCAUCAUCUUCAAGAUGUGACCGCAUAUAAUCUUGAACAUAUGCUUAUUUGA
Cyclospora cayetanensis is the source of this 2523-nucleotide messenger RNA. RefSeq lists its product as uncharacterized. NCBI's taxonomy places the organism in Eukaryota, Apicomplexa, Conoidasida, Eucoccidiorida, Eimeriidae. The record is from RefSeq and is a predicted model, not a curated record. The transcript has 10 exons. The coding region runs from base 1 to 2523 and encodes 840 amino acids.